AUGCACUUCACUUCUGCUGCGCUCGUCGUAGCCAGCGUUGCGAUUAAUCAAGCCUCUGCCACUGGUGGCAACUUUGGCUUCGGCGGCUGGGGCAGCCCUUUCUCCUUCUCGACGCCUGCGAAUACCGACAACAAGUGCUCCACAAAUCAGACGAACGGAUAUGACUGGUCGGGCCUGUCCCCGGGAUCAUUCGACAGCUAUGGUAGCAACAGAUUUUCCGGGUGGUCCUGCUCGAACUCCUUUGGCAAACGUGAUCUCCUGACGAAGCGUACCUUCCAAAGCAAAUGCAUUACUUCGAACCUAGACGACGAGCCUGCGGUGGACUGUAACGGAGAUGAUACCAUGUCCAUCAAGACCUAUCAAAUCUCUUCAGAUCAAGACGAGGACAUGGAUAUCGAGUGCCACUACACGAUGCCGGAUGAUUCGGUGUGCAAAGAAGUGCAUACGUGUGCUUCCACUGGCUCUACCAUCCAGAACACACAAUGCGGUGGCGCCAAGAAGGUCACCUUCAAGCCUGUGGGUAGCUUCAUAGGCAAGGGCUGCAACAUUGGCGUUCACAGCAUCGCGUUCGAUUGCGAGACGGCAUCUGCACCUCCAAGCUACUCCGCGACCUCGGCACCUCUCGAAAGCUCUACCCAGGCGACACCAUACAGCCUUAGCACCUCUGUGUCCUCGGCCGCCAGCAUUUCGACUCCGGCCUAUGGUACAGCCAGCUCCGAGGCAUUAUCUCCGACGUACUCGUCUGCGUCGGCGAGCGCUCCUUCGUACGCUAGCUCUAGCUCCAUUUCCGCAAGCGCCCCUGUAUAUUCACCGACCAGCAGUGUCGAAAAUUCGCCAGUCACAGCUUCAGCUUCAAAUCACUCGAGUCCCGGCUCCAGUUUGACCCCGACGAGCAGUGUCCCAGUGACGACGCCUAAUUCGCCACAGCCUAAUUCGCCGGAUGUACUUCCUAAAUGCAUCAACAGCUGGCUUCACUUGACCACGUGUAAAGAUAACACCGACUACGAGUGCUUCUGCAAGAGCGGCGACUUUGUGAGCAAAGUCUACAGCUGUGUCAGCGCAUGGUCCAACGACAAAGAUACUACCAACUCCGGUGCUGGCUAUUUCAUGGGUCUCUGCGCCGAGUACAUUCCUCACAACCCAGCCAUCGUCACGGGUUGUCCAUCGAGCAUUACGCCAGCUGCUGGCUACACCCCUGCAAGCUCAACGCCGAAUUCACCUGUUUCUGGAUCGCCAUCGGCAUCUACGGGCAAGACUGUCACAAGCACCAUUGUUGCCACCAUCACCAGCUGUGGUGCCGAUGUCGCAAACUGCCCUGCUACCUCAGCACAUGUGCAGCCUUCGUCGUCGGCCGUUCCUUCUGGCACUCACUCACAGCCAGUGCAGUAUUCCUCGUCGGCUAUCUCCACUGGCACUCACUCAAAGCCAGUGCAGUCUUCCUCGUCAUCUAUUGUCGACGCCGUUGGAUCGACUUCAGCGCAGUCUUCCUCGCCCGCUGUCCCCACUGGCAGUGCAUCACAGCCAGCGCAGUAUUCAUCGUCCGCUAUUCCUACCGGCACUGGACCACACCCAGUUCAGUACCCCUCCUCAUCUCUCGCCGACGCCAUCGGAUCGAUACCAAUGCCUUAUUCCUCAUCCGCCGUCCCCACCGGCGCUGGACCACACCCAGUUCAGUACCCCUCGUCUUCAUCCCUCGCCGACGCCAUUGGAUCGACACCAAUGCAAUAUUCCUCGUCCGCUGUCCCUACCGGCGCUGGACCACACCCAGUACAGUAUUCGUCAUCAUCUGCCCCUACUGGCACCGGACCACAGCCAAUGCCAUAUUCCUCGUCCGCCGUCCCUACCGGCGCUGGACCACACCCAGUCCCAUACCCCUCUUCAUCUCUCGCCGACGCCAUCGGAUCAACACCAAGCCAAUAUUCCUCAUCCGCCGUCCCCACCGGCGCUGGACCACACCCAGUCCACGCAAUAUCCCUCCUCCGCCACUCCCGCUCCCUCGGCAGGAAUCACCUCCCCCCCUUCAAUCCCCUACACAACGAUCACCUUCUCGUCCACCUGGAUGGUUCCCGCAACCUACUCCACCGGCACAAACGCAGGCUCUCCCAUCCCCUCCAGCAGCUCCACCACAACAUAUAUCACAACCCUCACCGUCCCUCGAGUCCACAUGACGACAUAUACUGUCACCGAAAGCGGCGGCAGCACGCAUAA
This is a messenger RNA of Sphaerulina musiva SO2202, 2208 nucleotides long. RefSeq lists its product as uncharacterized. The record is from RefSeq and is a predicted model, not a curated record. Lineage: Eukaryota; Fungi; Ascomycota; Dothideomycetes; Mycosphaerellales; Mycosphaerellaceae. The coding region runs from base 1 to 2208 and encodes 735 amino acids. The transcript is spliced from 2 exons.